Sycon ciliatum is the source of this 3251-nucleotide messenger RNA. RefSeq lists its product as uncharacterized. The record is from RefSeq and is a predicted model, not a curated record. The coding region runs from base 339 to 2204 and encodes 621 amino acids. Gene Ontology annotation, biological process: signal transduction. Lineage: Eukaryota; Metazoa; Porifera; Calcarea; Leucosolenida; Sycettidae. The transcript is spliced from 10 exons.
AGCACAAGAGGACACAGUUCUCGUACAACUAAUUAUUUGCUUCUUUCAUUUACUGUACUUGUGGAGACAGGGCUGCUUGUUGUGAUCACUGAAGUUAUUGUUUUCGGCCCCGGACACGUAGAAGGUUGUUCAGUCUCUACGCGACAACCAAUUUCGUCAUUUUCCAUCGCCUCAUUUUGGCGACGUUGCUCACUGAGUAACUGCAGACAUGCACAAUGAUCGUUGUGAUUGUGUCCUCUGGUGACAUAUACCCUGGCUCUGGAGAGGGAGAGAAAGACAGUGUAGCUUAGCUGAGUGUUGGCGAGAACCCAAGCGUUGCUUUUUGCUCACUGUGGACCAUGGAGGAAACCCAGCAGCUGGUGUCAUACCCUGACGAUAUGAAAGAUGCCAUUUGUCAAGUUGUCCGGAAAGAUCUAGAAAAACUCAAUAUCCCGUUCAACGUUCUAAAUCGUAUGGAAACAACUACUUCGAAAAAGAAGGCGAUCAAGGUGGAGAAGAGCAGGUCACCAGCUCCAACUCUCCAGGGUGGCUGUUGCUUUAGUGAUCGAUUGGAUAAUGUUUCACACAAGGAACUAGUCGAAAUCGCUCCUAAUUGCUGUGCACUUGUACCCAGGGUACUGGUCCACAUGAUUGCCUUUCUGGAUAAUCACCGUGAAGCCGAAGGUAUCUUCAGAAUAUCGGGAACUAAUCGUCGUCUGAAGUUGCUUCGGAACUCCAUCUGUCAACAGCGCAUUGUUGAGGACCCCUCACAUCCUGUCAACCCGCACGAUGUAGCGUGCCUGUUGAAGCACUUCUUUCGCGAUAUUCCUGGUUUACUGCUGACCAGGGAAUGCCUCAACGAUAUGAUGACAGCAGCUGGCAGGUUUGAGAAUGACGAUGAUAGCUUGGCAGCUGUGCUAUUAGAACUAUGUCUGCUGCUGCCAGAGCUAAAUCUGUCCACGCUGCGCUUCGCAUCAACUUUCUUCAAUCGUGUCGCCACCGACUGUCACCGGAACAAAAUGCCAAUCGAUAAUCUGGCCUGCGUGCUCACGCCCAAUCUAAUGGGACCGUCCGGUCCUGGCCUUGUGCUGACACGGCAGACAAGAGUCGUCGGAUUGCUGCUGGCUCAUGCCUGGCGGAUCGGCUUUGUCCCCAGUGCUAAAGCCAUGGAGGCACAGAAGAUGGUGCGCGAAUGUCCCAGCAGCGUGCCUAAACCCUCCGACCGGCAACUGCGCUCGGCCAGCCGAAAGCGCUCGACCGACCCUGCAGGCCAGGAACGCAAGCCGCUCGGUACCAUAAACAAUUUUGUAUCGUCACUAGCAUCGCGACUGGCCAGUACGCGUCGUGCCACGAUAUCAAUGUCCACAGCAGCUAGCCGCCGCAUGACUCUUGGUGGCCUCAGCUCAUCCACGCAGGCCGAACGUGCUGCCCUAUGCUCGCCACGAUCAACUGUGCCGUCCAACAGCCAUCCCGAUGGUGAUGUGGCACCGGCCAGUGAGAAUGUCGUACAGAUAUCGUGUGGGAAACGGCGUGCACCUGGCCUGGAGUGUCCACCUGCUAAAGUGCCUUCUGAGGGGCGUUUCAAGAUGCACGGCUCCAGAAAAAGAGCAGUCAAGGCAAACUCUUUGCCCGAGGUUGAAUACAGAAUUCCGCGGAACCCGUCAUUAAGCUAUGUGAAGCCAACGUUAUCUAACAGCAUACGUCGUGUGCCCCGUUCUGGCGCAUCGCAUUCCCUGGAUUGCGGUGUGCCGUUGGCGCCGGAACUCCUUCACGACCGGGAUCAGAUGACGGGUUACGAAUCGCCUUGCGAGUCUCCGAAAUUGUCCCGCGGGAAGGCACAGCAGAACAUGCCUCACCUGUCAGUGACACCGGCGAUACACCUUCAACUGGCCCAGCCGCUCGGUGUUGCCGGCAACAUAGGUGCAAAGACCAGCGAUAAGCCGGUCACACGACGCCAGGCACGUAUUGGGCAUGAGGAGGUAGAGGUGACACGACGGCCGCAGCAAGCGUCAAAGACCUUAUCUGCGCCACCGAUGCUCCCACUCGGCCAUAAAGUCAGAUACAGUUUGGACAGCAGCGAUUCAGCUUGCCUGGACAUCAGUGACAUCAGCAUCCACCUGCCGUCACUGAGCGACUCGUUUGAUUCCCACGGUGCGUCCACAUCGUCCCUCUUACCCGGCUCCCCUCAGAUUAGCGUACACACUGUUAUAGAUAGUCUUGGGUAGCAAUAGAGAAGCCACCCACAGCUUGUGCGUGUGUGUGUGUGUGUGUGGCAGGCACCCAUUUUCUCUAGCCCUCUUAAAAAAAACACUAUCCAUGAUCUUAACCGCACCAAAUGUUUUCUCUCUCAGUGGGAAACUCCACUUGCUUGCGGUCCCUCAUCUCGUGUUCCGCUUCUAACACCGUGUGACUGAAACUCCUUGCACAGACUUGCGCUGAUUUCUUUCAGCAGCUGAGCGUCUUUAGUCCUUGUCAACAUAGUGCCUUGACUGGCAUUGAGUGCUCAGUUACUAACCCGGACAAUGUCCACUGGUGCUUGCAGGCUUGCUGCUUCUUUUCUUGCUGUUCCAAGCAGUCAUCCGACAAGGCUUUGGAUUUUGCUCCUGGUUGCUGUUGGCAAGCUCCUUGGGGAGCCUUGUCUGCUGGGCCUCGUUAUGCGUCUAUUUUUUGCUCGGCUACCAUGGUCAACGAUAUUCUUAUUUAGUUAGUGUGUGCUUUUGCGUGUGAGUGUGUGCGUGUGAGUGUAUGUGCCCACACGAUGUUAUGUAAAGGUGCUGGUCACUAGUUUCUCAGUGGUCAAUUGCCUAUUUUUUUCUUACCGUCAGAGCCGCCGGUCGAAACAUAUUGCCUGCUGGUCAAUGCUACAGAUAAUGUAACUCCAAACUAACUAACUCUCUACACCACGGCUGCAGCUUGUAGUCACGUUUCAUGCAGUGGUUGUGUUCCCCUUGCCCAGCCUGUAGUCCAAUAUUGCCCGCCCUGCUAACUCUUGCUAAUUCCUGCUACAGCUGUACUUGCAAUGCGCUUGACUCCAUUCCAUUCUAAUUUCUUAUUACGGUUUAAUACUUCUACGAAUGUGUCAAGCUUGCACGUUCGUAUUCCUCCGUGCGACAGGCUCCAUUUUCAUUUGAUUCCUUGUUCCUUUUAUUUUUAUUUUGGAUUUAACCUGUGUAGUCGGACCCACAAUAUGCCUGUUGUGUCCGUUUGUUCUUAUAGACUGUGCCAUCUCUGUUCUUAUAGACUGUACGAGUACCAUCUCUGUACUCGUAGUA